This is a messenger RNA of Oldenlandia corymbosa var. corymbosa, 1635 nucleotides long. The record is from the annotation of a GenBank genome assembly. Lineage: Eukaryota; Viridiplantae; Streptophyta; Magnoliopsida; Gentianales; Rubiaceae.
AUGGCGGGAGGCAACCAAACAAAAGGUCAAAAACAACCAUCUUCGAAUAAGCCACCAAAUCCUCCUUCCCAUUCUUCUUCUUCCGAACGCAAUAAAUCCCGGUUGGAAUCUUCCUCCUCCGCCACCGCGGCCGCCGCAGCAACGCCUCCGUCUAAUCGGAAGCCUUCCAAUUCCGUGCAUAACAAAUCAACAUCCACGCCUAAUAAUUCCAAGCCCCAAACUCCAAAACCCAAACCAAAUAAUUUCAGUGGCAAUAAACCAUCUCCAAGACCACCGAUAAACCCAUCUCUCAGAGGACCUAGACCAGUAGACCCGAAUCCGAAUCACUCCAAGCUUCCCCCUUUUCCCUUCCCCGACCCGCCUCCGCCACCUACAUAUGGUUUUCACUCGCUUGACCGCCGGACUAUUGUCCUCGCCGACGGUUCUGUGCGAUCUUAUUUUGCUUUACCUCCGGAUUAUGAAGAUUUUAUCCCGUUCCCGCCUCGGACUGAAUUUCGGGGUCCGGCGUUUGGUUUCGAUAGGAAGUUCCCAAUCAGCCCGGAUUUCCGUGGUCCUGAAUUACGGCAUGAAUUGGGAGAGAGGGUUGAUGGUUUAACGAGGUUUAGGAACCAAGACUUUAGGAAUGCAGGGAAUUCUUUGAAGAGGAAGUUUGGGGAUGAGGAAAGGGAAGGGAGAGAUGGGUUUGAGAGGCAAAGGCUGCAGCUUUUGCAGUAUGGAAGUGACAAUUCAAAUGCAAUGGCUGGGACGAGUGGAAUUCAUGGGGAAGGGAGAAGAGGGGAAGUGAGGGCUGCCAAAUCAAUGAGGAUUGGUGAGGGGAGUGUGGGAAAAACAAAACAUCAUGAGGUUGAUCAGGAUGCGUUGAGGAAGGCCUUUUUGCAUUUUGUCAAGUUAAUUUUCGAGAAUGCAACUCAGAAGAAGAAAUAUUUGGCCAACGGAAAGCAAGGGUCUUUGCAGUGUGUUGCUUGUGGAAGGUCUUCGAAAGACUUUACAGAUAUGCAUGGUCUCAUUAUGCACGUAUACAGUUCAGAUGCCCCUAACUUGGCUGUGGAACACUUGGGAUUACACAAGGCUUUGUGCAUACUGAUGGGGUGGAAUUAUAGGAUCCCUCCUGAUAACUCAAAGGCUUAUCAAUUCCUGUCUGCUGAAGAAGCAGUAGGAAACUUGGAUGAUCUUAUUAUGUGGCCGCCUUUGGUGAUAAUUCAUAAUACAAUCACCGGAAAAGGUAGGGAAGGUCGGAUGGAGGGUUUAGGUAACAGGGCAAUGGAUAAUUUCCUUAGAGAUCUUGGAUUUCAUGGUGGCAAGUCAAAGUCUAUGUAUUCAAAAGAUGGCCAUCUGGGCAUUACUCUUAUAAAGUUUGGUAGUAAUCAGUCAGGAUUGAUGGAAGCACUGCAACUGGCUGAGUAUUUUGAAAGAGAGAACCAUGGGCGAAACGGUUGGGCCCGUGUGGAGUCCCUGAAUUUAAGCAAGGAAGAUGAUAAUAAUCCAAACCUUGUUAAGGUAGAUGAGAAGACUAAAGAAAAAAAGAGAAUCUUUUAUGGGUAUAUGGCGACAGUUUCUGAUUUAGACAGGGUUGAUUUUGAAACUAGGAAGAAAGUCGUGAUUCAUAGUAGAAAGGAAUCGGAGCUUCCCAAGUAG